AUGGGUUGUCAGCAGGGAGAGACGGGACAGGAGGGAAACCUGCCGGGGGAAGGCAGUCCGUCGCGGUUGGGCCGGGCCAGGCGGCCCCGGCCUUGUCCUGUCGAGGCUGCGAGCGGAGCCGAGCGCUGGAGAGCGCCGGGAGGGAGCGCGGGCUUCCGUGCGCGGAGCGAGGAGGAGCGGAGGACUCCCGCGGGACUCUCCAACGGGAGGACUGCGCCUGUUUCUGAUUCCUCUCUCUCACAAACCCGUCGUGCACGGCCCGUGCUCGCCGCCGCGGCGAUACCUCCCUGCGGCUGCCUCGGCGCCGUCCCCUGCCCCGGGGGUCCCCGAAAACGACGGCGGGCGGCGAACCCGCGCUGCUCCAGCUACGCCUCUGCUAAAGACGUGCUGGAGGAGGUGCCGGCCGGGGGCGCGGAGGCUCGAGAGACACGGCGGGACAAGCGUUCCGCUCGCGGCGUUUCGCACCGCUUGCGAGGGAGCGACUGUGCCCCGGUAGCGCAGCUGCGGCCGCGCCGCCCUCCCCGUGACCCGCCUCUGCCCAGCCCGACGGCGGCACCGCUCCGCGCUGCUUCGCCGCCCCCAGCGGGCCGGGCGCUGUCCCGGCGGGACUCCACCGGCCGCGGCCUCCCCGCCACCUGCCCCGAGCCUGUCCUGCGCCGGCAGGGCCCCGCUGGAGCGGCAAUGAGCUUCCGCAGCCUGCCCGGCGGCUGUGUGCCCUCAUCUCGCAGUCUCACCUCCCCGUUCGUUUAUGGACCUCCAGGUCUUUCCGUGCUCCCGGAGGGAGGCUCGGGCGAGGAGACAUGGGCCGUCAAAUGGAAACGCGUGUGCCGAGGGGCGGAGGGGGCCCGCUGGAGCUUCUCGGCUACCUCGGUCGCCGCUGGUGAGGACAGAGCCCUUUUCUUCCCCCUCGCCCCUCUGCGAGGGAGCGGCCGCGCUGCAGCUACCCCUGCUCCGGGCUUCUGCGAAACGUCCGAGGGGCAACGGCAGCAGGAGGGCUGCGGGGGCCGGCCAGGGGUCACCCCGACGCCGCCCGUCGCCUCGGCUCCCCGCUACCGUGGCCACCGAGGGGCGGCCGGGGCCGGGCGCCCCGGCGGGUCCCGCAGCGAAGCCCAGGAGGGCGGUCUGCGCCUGGGCCCUAGCUUUGGGGGGCGCCAAGGCCCCAGGUGGGUGCUGUGGGAACAGCGAACCCUCCGGCUGGCUCCGAGCCGGCUUGCGCUCCACGCUUCGCGAAGGGCCCGCAGCUCCGCCCCGGCGGGAGCGCGGGCAGCGUGUGCGCGGGGCUGCACGCAUCCUGCCCUGCACCCCCCGGCCCCGCACGGCUCCGGUCCCUCCGCGGAGCUCCCGCCGCCGCUUUCCGUGAUGAGGGUCGGUGCCCGCCCGGGGCGCGAGCGUGGGGCUGGGCGGUCGCGCUCCGCCAGGCACGGUCGCUCUGCCGCUGCCCUCGGCUUCCGUCGGGAUGAGCGGAGGUGGCAAAUAAAAAUAUUUGGAGAUGAGGCUACUGAAGGGAACCUUUCUACUCACUCCGAGGUGGAGCAAUCGGACGUGGGGUACGGGGCGGUGCGGGACUUCCCUGGGGCUCCGCCGGGCUCAGGGCCGGGCCUCCGGGUGCACCGCAGCUCCGGGAGCGGCUCGGCGGGCGGCUGGCCCCACCUGGGCUACGGCCGAUUUCGACCCGGGACGGCCGGCAGGGUCCGGCGCACACCUUUCCUCCGUUUGCCUCGCUGGUAA
Cygnus atratus (black swan) is the source of this 1728-nucleotide messenger RNA. RefSeq names its product translation initiation factor IF-2-like. The record is from RefSeq and is a predicted model, not a curated record. The transcript has 4 exons. Bases 1 to 1728 code for a protein of 575 amino acids. Lineage: Eukaryota; Metazoa; Chordata; Aves; Anseriformes; Anatidae.